This is a messenger RNA of Dracunculus medinensis (Guinea worm), 1020 nucleotides long. The record is from the annotation of a GenBank genome assembly. Lineage: Eukaryota; Metazoa; Nematoda; Chromadorea; Rhabditida; Dracunculidae.
UGUAAAUAUCUGAAAAAUGACAUUCCUUUCAAAAGUCCUUUCGAAAUAUUAUCGACUGUACUCCCAUCCUCAAAUGGCUCUCUGAAGAAAUGUCCGCUGUAUACUCCACCAUUUCAAAGAAUUAAUUUUGAUGAUAUGAAAGAAGCAGCGAUUGAAGAACGAAAACCGGCCUGGAAACAAUUAGAAGAAUCAAUAAAGGAUUCAUAUUAUAAGGUACGUAAAACAGCUGAACGAAGUAAAGAAGAGAUGCAAUUUAUGGAUUCACAAUUGUGUCGACGAAAUUUUCGACGUUCAGAAAGUCCUUUCGAAAUACUAUCGGCUAGAAGUCCGUCAGUGCAAUCGCCCAGCUUUCAUACAAGCCAUCCACUAACGACUGGAGAAUUUGUGGAAAAUAAUAUAUAUGUUGCACCAGCUGUUUUCUCGACGCAAGGUAUCGAAUCUCGGCAUGAAAAAAAAGCAAAUGACAUCGAAGCUCGUCUUCUGAGAACGUCAGUUCUCCCACAGUCAAUGAAAACUAUUACCACUAAAGAAUUUAGGAAUGGCCCAGCACCAGCGGCUGGAAGCACAUCUGAAAUAUUAAUGGACGAAGUUGAUUAUCAAGCUUUUCUCCCGCGCCCUUAUUACAGUCGUCCAAAUCGACAUGAUCCGGAUUAUUUCGACUUUGAUUUGCAGCAUUCAGUCGAUUUGUACAGACGACCUGAGGGGAAAUAUGUGCCCAGAGGGCCUCAAGAAUGGGAAGAAAAAAUUUUACAGGAAAUGAAAUCUAAAGGCGAAGCACCUGUUUCCGGAUAUAUGUUUACAAAAGGAAAUACAGAUUGGAGAAAUCAUGGAACGUCUUAUCUUAGUGCAGCAUUAAGAACUGCUUCAUUUUGGGAACAGCGUUUUACAGCGAUAGGUCGUGAAAUUCGCGAUAAAAAUCCUAUUUCAUUUGAAAGUCUUGCAAGGAAUAAACCUGUGACAAGCAGAUGGACUGAAUACCGUGAUCCUGACUUCGAAGAUCUCACAGAUCUUGAUGAUUAA